AUGCCUAGGCCCCCAGCAGGACUGGAUCAGUUUAACUGUAUCCGUUGGCCCUGCAGCCAGUCUGCAGGAGGUGAAAUCGGAGCAGCCUGAUUUCAUCCCCUCCCUCAAGUGGUACAUGGCUCCAUCUUGAAAAAUAGAUUAUCUUUCUCUUUUGAAUUGGAGCUCAGAUUGUUUGAAUGACUCAAAUUCUUGCUCUACCCGGCAAGCCCUUUUAGCCCUGCUUUCUGCUUUGAAGUGAUUGCUGUAAUUGUCCCAGGUACAGCUAACUGUGUUCUAUUCCCAAAGUAUUGGAAAUGUGCAGCUGUUGCGGCUAAUUGGAGUGGGCCCAGAGCCUGUGUGCAGGGGGCAAGUCGAGGCUAAGUGGCAGUCAGUCACCAAAAACUGCGCACAGUGCAGCGAUUUUGCUGAGGGUGGUAUGGUGUUGUAUGAUGCUAUUGUGAACAGUCCCUCAUUGAUCAGUAGGUGUUAGGUAGUGACACAUGGGGUGAAAGUUGAUGUUAAUGCAGCCCUCUUGCUGAUUUCUCCCAUGCAACUGCUAGUGCCGUGAAUCAUUGUGUCAUGUGAUUUUUUCCCCUCAUCUUGCGGACAGUGCAGGAAACCAAAAUACUGGCUACUUAGCCUAACGUUAUUAUUACUACCUCAGUUGUCUUGUUGAUUCGUUGAUCCUACCAGAUUAUUUCACCCCUAUGGAGGAGCACGUUUUUUUUUGUGUUGUCUCAGUGUGGAUUUCUUUUAGCCCAUCAUCAGACUAUGAACGACCGUUUAAUCAAACGGUAGCAGCUCAGGGCCAGAGGGAUCAACCACCUGUCACUACUCAAGAGCAGAAGGAAAAAAAUACUUUCAUUUUGAUUCCCCUUUUAUGAGAAAAGUGGUGCUUGACAAAGGCUAUUGUGCUCUCUGAGAGAGCUAAAGUACACAUAAUCCUUCAUUACUCAUCUGCAACAGUGCAAAAUAAGAGGUGCGUCUGUCACUGGAUGCCUUGUUCCUGACAGAAAGGCUAUGUGACGCUGGCUUCUGCGUCUGUAUGACUCACACUAAACGCCUCUCCCCUCUGGAGCCCUCACUCACUCAUUGAUCCCAAGGAUGUUGGCAGCAGAUAAUGGCCACAACGACCUCUCCUAUAUGACUCAAUCUGUCCCUGGAGUAUGAUUGAAUAGGCUACCACAAGUAUUCAUUUCAUCUAGUUUAGCCUACAUCUAGGAGCAUUUUUUUGCUACACCUACGUCCUGCAAGUACCAGAGCUGUGAAAUACCUCCAGUUAGGCCUAUAGCUUAUCCCACAGUAGAAUGAUGGAACUGCCUGAGCAGUGAUUCUUCCACAUUUAGAUAGCCUACUGGGAAAAACCCCAGGCAGGGAUGUAAUGUUCCAAAAAUAACAAUGUUAAUUUCUGUUUUCAGGACAGACUUGUUAGCUAAUCUGACAUUGAGAACAGUGGCAAAGCAAUACAUUUGCACUCAAAUUAAGGUUGUUCAUCAAUGUUCUUCAGAUGGCUACAAAUUGUUUACUUUUCUAAAAGCUGGGUAGGAAAUGAACAACCAUGCUACAAAGACUGUCAAAAUGUUAUUUCCUAUUUCACAUGUAAUUGUUCUUACAGCGAAAAGUAAAUAAACCUUUAAAUGAAUCACUGUUUUCUAGAUAAUAAAGUCUAAGCCAGUUACAGAUCAGUAGUGUUGUUAGUGUCUUUUCAGAAUUGCUUAUUCUCCCUGCCUUCCAUUUUGAUGUUAUUUGCGUUGGAGUGACCCCAGCCUUCAGAGCACAUUUGUAUCAAAAUGGUAAGAGCAGCGUGAAUGCGCUGCAGGUCCUGAACGUCUUUCUUGGGGCCAGGUUGUCUGCAGCAGCAGUGGCUGUGUCUGCUGCUGUCUGCAGUGUACAUCCCCCCCCCUCCUCCUCUCUGGACCAGCAGGUCCUGUUCAGACAGACCGAGAGAGGGCUAGAAAAUUAUGAUAUUGAUGACUAAUCCUGGAAGGUAGCGAGCGUGAGCAGGUGCGCAGACAAUGCGGGCAGGUGGGCGCGGUGGCGUUCUCCCUGAGUUCCCAGGUCCCCCUGGGUCUGAGAGCGCAGCGACUCAUCUGGGCUGAGUCGUGUGUGUGUGUGUGUGUGUGUGUGUGUGUGUGUGUGUGUGUGUGUGUGGAGAAAUGCAGACCCUGUCCCAUGAAUAGAGGAGCCAAAUCAGCGACGAUGCGCUUACAAAGACCUCUUGUUGAGCACAGAGUGCAUCACUGGCCAGAUUUGUCUUCCACAAUAGGGCAGAUGAAAUAAGGAGGAGAAUGUGGGAUUUAUUUUUAUUUUCUCCUCUGUCCCCCCCUCCUCCAACCCCCCCCCCUCGUCUGUUCCUGGUGGGUGGAUGGAUGGAUGGCUGAACGUGAAAGGGAAGGGUCAGGUAUUUGACCUUGCCCUUUCGUGCUUGCGGAAGAGAACGCAGUUGUCUUAAUUGCAGCAUCCCCCUUUUCAUUUCAGUUGGUCACUGUGAGGAUGUGUGUGUUUGUUUGUCUCCAGUUGUUAUUUUUCAUUUGAUGAAAUGGCCAUGUUUCUAUUAACUCAAUAAAGUGUCCACACCAAAAAGACCCAGAUGAGAAGACUUUGCCUCUCCAUCCUACUCUAUUAUGCCUGCCUUUGGUCUCAGAUGGAAACGGUCAGUGUGACCUGACCAAUAUGAAUGCACAUUUUUGUAGGACCUGGCAGCAGUUUUUACUGGAUAAAGUUUUUUCUCUCGGAUGUCAAUAUAUUUGAGUAGCCCCCAAGCUGGGCUCUGAAGCUGAUGAAUGACAAUCAAGUGUUAGGCUAGCCUACAUGUUAGUGAUGGGGGGGAUCGAUACAGUUACAAAUCGCAUAAUUAUUUUGGGCCGAUAUUAUGUUGAUAUUUGACUCCCAAUUAUUGUUUUGUGUAAAAAAAUAAAAUCAACAAGUUAGCACCAGAAAGACCGUAUUUUUCAUCCUAUAGCUUAUUCUCUCUUCUUUUUAAAUAGUGAGCCAACAUGUUUUCAGCACUUAUUUCCUUGACUGAUCAAAACUCGUAUUCUCAUGCUUUCUCUUGUCUCUCUGAAGCAGACAUAUAGUGAGCAAUAUGUUUGGAACCUCAAAUUGCAAUAAAAUGUCAGUAUCGAAUCGCAGUCGCGAGAAUCGCAAUACAUAAUUGUAUCGGCACCUAAGUAUUGUGAUAAUAUGGUAUCGUGAGGUCCCUAGCAAUUCCCAGACCUACUAAAUGUAACGGUCACUAUUUGUGGGGUCCCCCCCGCCCAAUUUAAGAAGCUCCAUUGAACAGCAAUAAUGACCCCUAACAGGCAUGCUUGGCUCUCUUUGUGCACAGCAGCUCUAGUGCCAUUCUGCCUAUUUAUGUUCUAGAGCUGGAUAUUAAAUCCACCCAGCCAGGCCUAUCAGCUCUGCAGACGUCACACUGGCUACCGUCACAUGACUUUUAGAACUACACAAGACGACAAUACAUUGACCUACAUUCUGCAUAAUUUAAUGAUAGAUCACCAGAGGGUCAUAUUUCUCAUAAUAACCUAGUAUAUUUAGCUAGAUAAAUGUGUUAAAUUAUGAUAAACAUGAUUAGUUGUUUUCCAUGACAUUGUGGGUCUGUAAGCACACACAGUGCCGUCAGUCGGAGGAUCCCCAGUCACAUCCUUUUCCUAAAAACAUCCCCGUCUGGUGUGUCUGUGCUCUCUUAAAGUGUAGUGCAAAGCCCUGAUCUAGAGGGCUGUUUAGUCUGCGCUGAAGCCAAGGAGGAGACAGGCAGACAACGUAUUCCAGCACUGCGUGUGAUUAUUUAUUAAUGUCAGUCGGGUAGCUUCCCGCUUUGACGUCACUAACCUUCUCCCACAGCGGGGGACCUCUGCUCUGCCUGCUGUGCAGCACAACUAUGUACUAUUUUCACUGAAACUGAGUGAUUUAGCAGCAGCACAUUAAGGCCUCUCCCCUCUCUGCCAGCUCCUCUUUAAUUGGGCUGCUUUGGGUGGUGGCUGGAUGUGGUUCUCUAUGCGGAUGGUAGGUUUCCCUUAGUGUAUUUGAUGUAAUAUGGCAGAGAUUCACCACUGUGGUUAGACAGGGAGGCAUCCUGUGGCUCUCGCUCGUACCUGGUGGCUCUCCUCUGUUUCCUGAUGUGUGGCUAUGGAGACGGGGCUUGUGGCUUGACCUGCACAGCCCCAGAGCCCACGCAGUCACACCACUGAGGAAGAUAGUGGGUGGACUGUGUCUAACAAACACAUUUCUGUUAAUUCUAUAUAUAUUUUUCAUGUUUAACGGACACAUUUGGAAUGAAGUCCAUUGUAAUGUUGUGCUACUAGCUAACCAGGGGAGCACCUUGUCUGGUUUGGUUUAGCUGAGCUCAUGCCCAGGCUGCUGCUGGAGGCACUGAGCUGGAUUCUUCCCAGCCUGCCUACUUUUGCACACAUGACGAAUGAGCACCAUCAUGGCGGGGGAUCAUUUUUCAUAUAGCAAAUUUAGAUUCCUCAGCAGCAGCAGGCUGUUUGUGUGCCUCCUCACUAAUGACCGAGCCAGGGCCUAUUUUUGUCCCUGUAAAACACCCACAGUCACUGACCCUGCUUUUUUUGCGUGAUUUGUCAAAUGGAUGCCCCAAACGUCAAAACUGUGGCUCGGUACAAAGAUUAUUCUUUAUAUGGGACUUGGAAGUCAAUAGAGCAUAGCAUCUACUUGCAGUGAAGGGCUUUAGCAAAUGAUCUUCCCAGUCAGUGUGGUUUUAGACUAAAGGGUUGUUGUGAUGAUUAUCUGGCUGAAUGUUUCUGAUUGAAUGUUUUCAGAUCUUCCAGUACAUUUCCUCCGGUUGUCUUUGUUGUGUUGUUCGGCUGUCUCUCUUGCAUGUCAUUAGUCAUUCAGCAGAGGGGAGGAAGUGCUGACUAGUGCCCCCGCUGAUAUACUUUCAGACUGCUCUGUUCUGGCCCCUGUGGUCUACUCUGCCACGCAUGCGCCCAGAAUGACUCACUGUCUAUUUCGGUGUGGCUUCAGACGCAGUGGCUUUUGCCUCGCAAUCACACCGGCAGCCAGCCACACUUUCACUCUCCAACUCUUUGCAUCGUCAAUUCAGCAGAAGAGCUGUGAAAUCACUUCAGAAAGGGCACCGCACAGAGCCAGUGUUAAAUCUCCAUGUGUUGUGUAAACACAUGUAACUACUAGGCCCAAGGCUAAAAGCUCAGACACAACGGUAGGAUUGUCAAACGUUUGCCUGCCUACAGUACUUAUCACAUCUGAACAGAGUGUUGGCAGUCAAUCUCUUUUGUGUUCACACCGCAAAAACCUUGGAAGUUGUCAGCCUUGUUUAAAAUACUCCAAACCAGAAGGUGGCAGUAGCGUUGGCAAUGCAUAGCCGUGCGCAUUGCUUAUGGUCUAGAUUCCAAGCUAUCUGCGCUAAUGUUGCUAUUUUGUAGAAAGCCCUUGUUGAUACUAGCCAGAUGGCCACAGCUAGAUAACUACCUAGCAAAAUGAAGAAGAAUAAACUAUUUAAUUCACUCUACAUAAUCCCAUACUGACAGUGCUAGCCCAUAGACAAUGGUUUAGCUAGCUAGCUAAUGUUAGCAUAUUCGCUAGCUAGCACAACAGUGCAGUGUCCUUAGCUAGCUAGCUAUCUCGGCAGCUAACACAGGCAGCUGCUUCAUGGAAACUAGCUAAUCCAUUGUGAUUUAAUUACAGUGAGGGAAAAAAGUAUUUGAUCCCCUGCUGAUUUUGUACGUUUGCCCACUGACAAAGACAUGAUCAGUCUAUACUUUUAAUGGUAGGUUUAUUUGAACAGUGAGAGACAGAAUAACAACAAAAAAAUCUAGAAAAACGCAAUUGAUUUGCAUUUUAAUGAGGGAAAUAAGUAUUUGACCCCUCUGCAAAACAUGACUUAGUACUUGGUGGCAAAACCCUUUUUGGCAAUCAGAGGUCAGACGUUUCUUGUAGUUGGCCACCAGGUUUGCACACAUCUCAGGAGGGAUUUUGUUCCAGUCCUCUUUGCAGAUCUUCUCCAAGUCAUUAAGGUUUCGAGGCUGACGUUUGGCAAUUCAAACCUUCAGCUCCCUCCACAGAUUUUCUAUGGGAUUAAGGUCUGGAGACUGGCUAGGCCACUCCAGGACAUUAAUGUGCUUCUUCUUGAGCCACUCCUUUGUUGCCUUGGCCGUGCGUUUUGGGUCAUUGUCAUGCUGGAAUACCCAUCCACGACCCAUUUUCAAUGCCCUGGCUGAGGGAAGGAGGUACUCACCCAAGAUUUGACGGUACAUGGCCCCAUCCAUCGUCCCUUUGAUGCGGUGAAGUUGUCCUGUCCCCUUAGCAGAAAAACACCCCAAGCAUAAUGUUUCCACCUCCAUGUUUGACGGUGGGGAUGGUGUUCUUGGGGUCAUAGGCAGCAUUCCUCCUCCUCCAAACACGGCGAGUUGAGUUGAUGCCAAAGAGCUCGAUUUUGGUCUCAUCUGACCACUACACUUUCACCCAGUUCUCCUCUGAAUCAUUCAGAUGUUCAUUGGCAAACUUCAGACGGGCCUGUAUAUGUGCUUUCUUGAGCAGGGGGACCCUGCGUGCACUGCAGGAUUUCAGUCCUUCACGGCGUAGUGUGUUACCAAUUGUUUUCUUGGUGACUAUGGUACCAGCUGCCUUGAGAUCAUUAACAAGAUCCUCCCGUGUAGUUCUGGGCUGAUUCCUCACCGUUCUCAUGAUCAUUGCAACUCCACAAGGUGAGAUCUUGCAUGGAGCCCCAGGCUGAGGGAGAUUGACAGUUAUUUUGUGUUUCUUCCAUUUGCAAAUAAUCGCACCAACUGUUGUCACCUUCUCACAAAGCUGCUUGGCGAUGGUCUUGUAGCCCAUUCCAGCCAUGUGUAGGUCUACAAUCUUGUCCCUGACAUCCUUGGAGAGCUCUUUGGUCUUGGCCAUGGUGGAGAGUUUGGAAUCUGAUUGAUUGAUUGCUUCUGUGGAAAGGUGUCUUUUAUACAGGUAACAAGCUGAGAUUAGGAGCAUUUCCUUUAAGAGUGUGCUCCUAAUCUCAGCUCGUUACCUGUAUAAAAGACACCUGGGAGCCAGAAAUCUUUCUGAUUGAUAGGGGGUCAAAUACUUAUUUCCCUCAAUAAAAUGCAAAUCAAUUUAUAACAUUUUUGACAUGCGUUUUUCUGGAUUUUUUGUUGUUGUUAUUCUGUCUCUCACUGUUCAAAUAAACCUACCAUUAAAAUUAUAGACUGAUCAUUUCUUUGUCAGUGGGCAAACGUACAAAAUCAGCAGGGGAUCAAAUACUUUUUUCCCUCACUGUAUAAUGUCAAUACUAGCUAGCUACAGUGGUUAGCUAGCUUGGAGGAAGUAUUUGGUGUUGUGUACUUAGCUAGCUACCAUCCCAUAGCCUACAUUGCAUAUGAAGUGUGACUGGCUCAUCUGUGGAUGUACGGAGGUGCACUGACGAGCAUUGCGAUUCUACAAGUAGAAUCAGUAGGUUCGUCGCUACCGUGUCGGCACGCAGCAGGUAUCGCUUUUGUCCUAUCCAGAGAAGGAACGGCCUCCCACUGUGAUAAGUACCUAUCGGCAGUCUAUUGGCAGUGAGAUUCUUGGUGUGUUUCAUGCUUGAGGCGGACAAGUCACCAAAGCAAAGCCUUCCUAGCAGCACUGGAGCAUUUUAAGAUGUGGCCUGUGAAUGGCAGUGAGAUUAAGCUGUUCCCAAUAGGCCUAGUUGUUGCAUGUGAAUGGCUCCCAGAUUAGGCUAUUCCCAGUAGGCCGUGUGAGCCAGUAAAACAACACAAAGAGAGACUAAUGCUAAAUUAAUUUCCUCCCAAACUAUUUUCUCACUGCAAGAGUGGUUAUAUAAAGGAGGAAUGUGAAGACGUAGGCUAAUCUACAAAAAGUGCCGGGUUACAUAAAGGAGAAAGGCAGAGCUACAAGGAUGUGAGGUGAAUUUGGCUGUGUUGAGUAACACAAACAACCUGACCUUUCAGUGCUCUGUCUCUUAUAACUAACCUGUAGCAGGCAGAGUGAGGCAGGCUCAUGGUAGUCUCAACCUAUAGUUCUACCCUGUCGGUUCCAACAGGAAGUCCACCUGCUACAAAGACAGUCAGGUGGUGUAAUAUUGUCUUGUAUGAGAGUUGACCAGUGUUGUUCACCUACAGUGCAUUCGGAAUGUAUUCAGACCCCUUCCCUUUUUCCACAUUUUGAUACGUUACAGCCUUAUUCUAAAAUGUAUUAAAUUAAUCUACACACAAUACCCCUUAAUGACAAAGCGAAAACAGGUUUUUAGAAAUGUUAGCAAAUAAAAUAAAAAACAGAAUUGCCUUAUUUACAUAAGUAUUCAGACCCUUUGCUAUGAGACUCGAAAUUGAGCUCAGGUGCAUCCUGUUUCCAUUGAUCAUCCAUGAGAUGUUUCUACAACUUGAUUGGAGGCCACCUGUGGUAAAUUCAAUUGAUUGGACAUAAUUUGGAAAGGCACACACCUGUCUAUAUAAGGUCCCACAGUUGACAGUGCAUGUCAGAGCAAAAACCAAGCCAUGAGGUCGAAGGAAUUGUCCGUAGAGCUCUGAGAAAAGAUUGUCGAGGCACAGAUCUGGGGAAGAGUACCAAAACAUUUCUGCAGCAUUGAAGGUCCCCAAGAACACAGUGACCUCCAUCAUUCUUAAAUGGAAGAAGUUUGAAACCACCAAGACUCUUCCUAGAGGUGGCCGCCCGGCCAAACUGCGUACUCGGGGGAGAAGGGCCUUGGUCAGGGAAGUGACCAAGAACCUGAUGGUCACUCUGACAGAGCUCCAGAGUUCCUCUGUGGAGAUGGGAGAACCUUCCAGAAGGACAACUAUCUCUGCUGCACUCCACCAAUCAGGCCUUUAUGGUAGUAGCCAGACGGAAGCCACUCCUCAUUUUAAAGGCACAUGACAGCCCACUUGGAGUUUGCCAAAAGGCACCUAAAGGAUUCUCAGACCAUGAGAAACAAGAUUCUCUGGUCUGAUGAAACUAAGAUUGAACUCUUUGGCCUGAAUGCCAAGCGUCACGUCUGGAGGAAACCUGGCACCAUACCUACGGUGAAGCAUAGUGGUGGCAGCAUCAUGCUGUGGAGAUGUCUUUUAGCGGCAGAGACUGGGAGACUAGUCAGGAUCGAGGGAAAAUGAACGGAGCAAAGUACAGAGAGAUCCUUGAUGAAAACCUGCUCCAGAGCGCUGAGGACCUCAGACUGGGGCGACGGUUCCCAUUCCAACAGGACAACGACCCUAAGCACACAGCCAAGACAACGCAGGAGUGGCUUCAGGACAAGUCUCUCAAUGUGCUUGAGUGGCCCAGCCAGAGCCCGGACUUGAACCCGAUCAAACAUCUCUGGAGAGACCUGAAAAUAGCUGCAGAGAAGAAUGGGAGAAACUCCCCAAAUACAGGCGUGCCAAGCUUGUAGCGUCAUACCCAAGAAGACUUGAGGCUGUAAUCGCUGCCAAAGGUGCUUCAACAAAGUCCUGAGUGAAGGGUCUGAACACUCAUGUAAAUGUGAUAUUUCAGUUUUUUGUUUUUAAUAAAUUUGCAAACAUUUCUAAAAACCUGUUUUUGCUUUGUCAUUAUGGGGUAUUGUGUGUAGAUUGAUAAAAAAAUAAAAUCAAUUUUAGAAUAAGGCUGUUACAUAACAAAAUGUGGACAGUCAAGGGGUCUGAAUCCUUUCCGAAUGCACUGUAUGUUGUUGACUAGUGUUUAAACGUGCUGUUCUGUGUCUCUACAGCAGGCCAAUGAAGCCCUCCACCACCAGCACCAGGUGGCCCAGAACAGCCUGCUGCCGCUGCUCAACUCUGGGAACGAGCCUGUGGACCAGAAGCCUGUGAUGCCCAUCCCCCUGGACCAGAAACCCCCCGCCAGCGCAGCCGAGCUUCUCAAAGACAACGUGGCCAGCGGGGCAGGCGGCGGCAGGGGACCCAUGCCUGUGGUGAAGAAGGAGCACAAGAGCAAGACACCCUUCAUCUGCGGCUACUGCAACAAGGCCUUCCGUGACAGCUACCACCUGCGGCGCCAUGAGUCCUGCCACACGGGCAUCAAGAUGGUGUCACGGCCCAAGAAGACGGCCCAGACAGCCCCCACCAUGGUGCCCUUCAUCUCCAGCCUGCCCAGGGAGAACAGCGGGCAGCCCUCCUACAUCUCCACCAUAGCAGGCAUCCUCACCACUGCCACCACCUCUGUGUCCUCAGCCUCCAGCAUCAUGUCUCCAGCCUCUAUGAUCAAUGUGCCCCAGCAGAGCCAGCCCAAGAAGCCUGCCAAGCCUGUGAAGAAGAACCAUGGCUGUGAGAUGUGUGGCAAGGCCUUCCGAGACGUCUACCACCUGAACCGUCACAAGCUGUCCCACUCGGACGAGAAGCCCUUCCAGUGCCCCAUCUGCCAGCAGCGCUUCAAGAGGAAGGACCGCAUGACCUACCACGUGCGCUCUCACGACGGUGGAGUCCACAAGCCCUACGUCUGCUCCGUGUGUGGGAAAGGCUUCUCCAGGUAGGCUCCAGGCCCAGCCAUGCACCUUCACUAACCCUGGCUAGCUGUUUUACAUUUCAAAUAAAAGUGCUUGCUAUUUAUUGCAAACUCAUUUGAACUCAAACAUCAACCAGUUUUGAUCCUGUUAAUACAUGGUGAUUAGUCUACAAUUUCUAUAUGGUGUUAGAUGAGCACUUAUAGAGAUGCACUGAGAUAGAGUACAGUGGGGAAAAAAAGUAUUUAGUCAGCCACCAAUUGUGCAAGUUCUCCUUUUACACUUACAAAGAUGAGAGAGGCCUGUAAUUUUCAUCAUAGGUACACGUCAACUAUGACAGACAAAUUUCAGACAGGAUUUUUAAUGAAUUUAUUUGCAAAUUAUGGUGGAAAACAAGAUUUCUGGCUCUCACAGACCUGUAACUUCUUCUUUGAGAGGCUCCUCUGUCCUCCACUCGUUACCUGUAUUAAUGGCACCUGUUUGAACUUGUUAUCAGUAUAAAAGACACCUGUCCACAACCUCAAACAGUCACACUCCAAACUCCACUAUGGCCAAGACCAAAGAGCUGUCAAAGGACACCAGAAACAAAAUUGUAGACCUGCACCAGGCUGGGAAGACUGAAUCUGCAAUAGGUAAGCAGCUUGGUUUGAAGAAAUCAACUGUGGGAGCAAUUAUUAGGAAAUGGAAGACAUACAAGACCACUGAUAAUCUCCCUCGAUCUGGGGCUCCACGCAACAUCUCACUCCGUGGGGUCAAAAUGAUCACAAGAACGGUGAGCAAAAAUCCCAGAACUACACGGGGGGACCUAGUGAAUGACCUGCAGAGAGCUGGGACCAAAGUAACAAAGCCUACCAUCAGUAACACACUACGCCGCCAGGGACUCCAAUCCUGCAGUACCAGACGUGUCCCCCUGCUUAAGCCAGUACAUGUCCAGGCACGUCUGAAGUUUGCUAGAGUGCAUUUGGAUGAUCCAGAAGAGGAUUGGGAGAAUGUCAUAUGGUCAGAUGAAACCAAAAUAGAACUUUUUGGUAAAAACUCAACUUGUCGUGUUUGGAGGACAAAGAAUGCUGAGUUGCAUCCAAAUAACACCAUACCUGCUGUGAAGCAUGGGGGUGGAAACAUCAUGCUUUGGGGCUGUUUUUCUGCAAAGGGACCAGGACGACUGAUCCGUGUAAAGAAAAGAAUGAAUGGGGCCAUGUAUCGUGAGAUUUUGAGUGAAAACCUCCUUCCAUCAGCAAGGGCAUUGAAGAUGAAAUGUGGCUGGGUCUUUCAGCAUGACAAUGAUCCCAAACACACCGCCCGGGCAACGAAGGAGUGGCUUCGUAAGAAGCAUUUCAAGGUCCUGGAGUGGCCUAGCCAGUCUCCAGAUCUCAACCCCAUAGAAAAUCUUUGGAGGGAGUUGAAAGUCCGUGUUGCCCAGCGACAGCCCCAAAACAUCACUGCUCUAGAGGAGAUCUGCAUGGAGGAAUGGGCCAAAAUACCAGCAACAGUGUGUGAAAACCUUGUGAAGACUUACAGAAAACGUUUGACCUGUGUCAUUGCCAACAAAGGGUAUAUAACAAAGUAUUGAGAAACUUUUGUUAUUGACCAAAUACUUAUUUUCCACCAUAAUUUGCAAAUAAAUUCAUUAAAAAUCCUACAAUGUGAUUUUCUGGAAUUUUUUUUCUCAUUUUGUCUGUCAUAGUUGACGUGUACCUAUGAUGAAAAUUACAGGCCUCUCUCAUCUUUUUAAGUGGGAGAACUUGCACAAUUGGUGGCUGACUAAAUACUUUUUUCCCCCACUGUAUAUGACCAUCUGUUGUUCAAUGUGACAUUCUACAUGUCCCAUUGGCUGCUGCCCUCAGGCUCACGGAUUUAUAGUAGUGUUGAAUAGUCUUGACUCAGUGCCUUUGUGGUCCCCAGCAUGUUUAAACAGUCUCGCUUUUAGAGAGCAGUUCAUCUUCAGUGUCCCAGAGUUCCCUCUUGCGGGAACAGGGAGAGGAGUAGGGAGGGGGGAGGCUGUGGUUCCUGCCAGCUUGUCACUGCUUCCCCUUCCCCAGGGAAUGCCAUUAGAACAGGCCUGGGAGGGAGGCAGCAGCCUGGGAUUUCCUCUUACUCACACCUAGUUUUCCCACUCUGCUUCUGUGCUGCUACUUACAGGGUCCUGUUUGUUUAAAGUCUGAGCCACCUGGAAUGACUGAGCAUUCCUGUCUUUCCAGGCAGAGCCAACAGUGGCCUUGUAAGAUGGCCUCUUUCAACAUUUACGGCAACAUCCACUCACUACUUCCAGCUAUGCGUCACUAGUAAUCUGUGCAAUUCAUUGGCAUGAGUAAUGGCAAGAUUACAAAUAACCAUUUAAAACCCUUCCAAUAAGCAAAGGGCUCUUACAGCUUGUUAGUUGUUCAAAUAAGAGCAGAAGCUUGGUGUGAGUGAAUAUUCCAGUGGCUCAAACUGAUGUAAACAUUAUGCUCUCUGUCCAAACUAUAAUCUCAGAGCUGGGCAAUUAAGGGCAGAACCCGGCUUUGUUCCAACACAGUGACGCAGAGGUUUAUCGGGACAUUGUAAAGUGAGAGGCCGGCUUGCAGAAUAACGCAACUCUGAGUCACUGCCAAGUCUGCAGGCACUCUCUCUGUCUGUCUGGAAGCUGCUGUCCUCCUCAGUUAACAGUGAAACGAGGAGAAGAACAGCCAUUCCGGUUCACAGCACACCUGAAAAUAUUAUAAUUGACUCCUCUCCUUUGUAACAAAACCACUACCAGUGUGAAACUGUUUUGCUCUGGCCAAGCUGCCCGUGUUAGUUCUUCACACCAUCACCAGUGAUGAAAUGAUUUAGCUCCCAGCCUGUCUGCUGUAGUCCAGGUUUUCAGUCGAACUAACUAAUGGUACCUCUGGGAGCUGCGAUGAGUGGACUGUGUGAACAUUUGAGUCUCACUGGAAAAGGUCUAAAGUACAGUGUGUGUUGUGUGUCCAUUAAUAUUCUACAGCAAGAUUGUAACUUUUCUUCUCUUCUCUCCUCCAGACCAGACCACUUGAGCUGCCACGUGAAGCAUGUCCACUCCUCAGAAAGACCGUUCAAAUGCCAAGUAACGGUAAGAGAGAUAGAACUGUACUGUGUGGCCUCAUUAGGGCCACUUGUCAGCAGCUCAUUAUUGACAACUUGAGCUGCAUGUCUGUCGGCUAGCAUAAAUUCUCCCACUUUGCACUUUCCUUUCUGCCGUCUCGGACAGUAAUUGUUAGUUUCCUAUGCUAGACUAGUGUCUUUUUAAAAUGAGCCCAUUAGUCAUAGCGUUGUAAUGGCAGUCUGUCCACGACACCACACUCCAGUAUGCCCUGUGGCCCCAGUAGAGAUUUAUGAUGAUCUAUAAGCCUUUAAAGUUGGACAUGUUCCAUCCAGGCUGCACUUGGCACCGAGCUGGAGCACAAAGCUGGGUGGCCCUAUGAAUAGUAGUGUGCCUCUGGCCUUCUGACCCUGUCCUGUCCUCUCCAGGCCUGUACUUCUGCCUUCGCCACCAAAGACAGACUGCGCUCCCACAUGAUCCGGCAUGAAGGAAAGGUCACCUGCAACAUCUGCGGCAAGAUGCUGAGCGCAGCCUACAUCACCAGCCAUCUAAAGACACACGGCCAGACCAACUUUAACUCCUGUAACAAAGGUACGUCAGUCCUAUCUCACCAACCACUGCCUCCCUCUCAACUUAAAUGAAAUCUUGUCAGGUUUGACAUUCCUAAUUUAAAAAGUCAGAAACCAGUUUAAAAUGACAACUUUUGAAACCCUUUUAAGUAAGUAAUCUUAAUUUGUUUGUACACACUUUGAACGUUCACACACCUCAACCCAUAGCUGACAUUUUCCUAGAAAUUGUAUUUUACUCCAUACCAAGACAGUGUGCCAGAGGCCAGUGUCUGGGAUAACCUCACAUGACAGUGAAAAUAUCAUUUGAUUGAUUGAUGCCGACUUUAUCCUUAGGCAGGUUUCAUUCUCUGUGUAGUUAUAGUAGCGCUACAGGACAUGGAAAGUCCCACCGUACAUUGUCCAUGAUAGGCAUUACCAUGUAAUCUUCGCUGGUUACAUUUUGCCCCAAUUCCCUCGAGUACCAUUCUGUUUUUAAACAUGAAUUGGAUGUUAGUCUGUUGAGUGGAGGGAUGUAUAUGCUGUGCUAUGUGAUUUUUUUUGUGGGUCUUCUGCUUGUGGUAUGUAAUCUGAUGACAUGUAUUCUCGUUGACAAGUGAAUGGCCUGUGGCAGAAAUCUGUUGUCAUGUUCUAAAUUUGAAGCGCUUUCAGCAAUUGGCUCGUGUUUGAGGGAAGUGUAACAUGCACAAUGAUAUCUGAUCCAACCACAGCAAACUUACAGCUUCUCCACUCAAUUGAUUUGUGCAGCUUGCAUGAUAACCCCACCCCCCUCUUCUAAUUUUCUCAGAGUAUUGCUCUUCCAUUAGUCUUUCUCAUUAGUGUUAUUGAUAUAUAUUUGUUGGUAUGGACUCGAGAUUACUUUGUAUUACUGCUCAGUAAAUAAUUCAGAAAAAUCACUGGCACCGUAACCGUUUAAAUAUACUACAAGUGUAUAAUACGUAACAUGGCUGUCAAGUACAGCCCAAUAACUGGUUUCUUCCUCAGUCUUCGUGCUAUUACUGUGUCUGUUUUUCCUGUUUUGUUUAUUCAUCUGUGAAUUUCCAUUUGUGAAAGUGCUGUAUUUAAGUUUUGGUGAUUCAGGCCUUAGUCAACGUGUUUGUUUGUGAUUUUCCUGUGGAACGUGUACACCCUGUUCAUCUCUUCCCAUCCGGAGAACACUGCAUCAUAACGCAUUACACAUGGAUCACUGCUCAGAGGUGUAGUCAAUAACAAAGUAUAGCCUAGCUCAGGCCACCUAAUCAACAUUUCUAAGAUUCCUCUUUCAGUUACACAUAGACAGUAGAAGCAACAAGGGAAAGACGUUCACUGCUAUGUUGUGUAUUCACUCCGCAUUAGCUGCCACCUGAAUGAGCACUGCCACCCUUCUCCCAAGGGUCCACAGCACAAGGCAGCCAUACAGCACAGAGAACACUACAAAUAGGAUAUUAUUUGUCACCACAGUAAGCGUAUGGCCCGUUCCCUCCUCCCCCUGGGGACUAGCAAGCCAGGGUGUGUGUACCCACCUUGCCCACCUGAAGUGGGGCCUGUAGAGUGCACUGAGAGAGAUGCAGACAGUCCAUUAUAACCCCUGUGUGUCUAUAUUUCUGAAUAGGGGACUGGCAGUGGAACUCCUCAGGGGGACGAAAAGGUAAUGACAACGUAGCAUCGCGUGAACCUAACCCCAACCCCCCUGCCCGCCCCCCAAGAAUACACAGUCACAUCACACACAUACACAAGUAAAAGGCAAGGAUAAAUACAAGACUUUAGGCCUUUGGUAAACUCAGGCCAGUGUGUCACUUCAUUUCCAAACAUUGCAUCAUCAUUGCAUCCCUGGAAAUGUUGUCUUGGAGAUUUCUGUGUUCUCAUUUUUAAACUGUUGUACUAUACUAUGUACAGCAAGAAUGACCACUAGAGUGUUUUGUACUGUUUUGCCUAUACAUAAUUACCUGCUUCGGUAUUCAUGUUUUAGAAGAGCAUGUAUUUGCCGCAUUUAAAAUGGGAAAUGGUUGUUAAUAUAAAGGUUAAUAUAGUUCAGUCAGUGUGCUGCAGAUGAGUCAAGGCAGUAGCAGUAAAGAUGGAGAGGAAUGCUGACUGCAUAUACUGCAAAAAUUAUCUCUGGACUAUUUCGCAUACAUUUGAGUGUGGAGAUAUUUUUUUGCAGUGUAUGGACAGCAUUCCUCCCUCUGCUUAAUGAUGGAGAAUAACCAGUAACUAUCAGUGUGUACAUGUAUUUGUUUGAUUGGUUUAGCAGUGAAGGAAGGGACACCAUCUUUAACACUAUCCUCUAUCCCCUGUUCUCUAGAUAGUAAUGACAUUCACAACUCUGCCUCAGCCACACCUGUAACAGCCUCUGCCCCCAUCACCACCACGAUGAACCGGGGCAACUCCAUCAACAACCCUGUCACCAUAGCGGCGCAAAUGAACAUUUCCACCAAUACGGUUAACGUCAGCCUCCAGCACCCAGUCACCAUCACUGGGCCCGUCAACAUCGCCUCGGUCAACAUCCCUACCACGGCACACAUGAAUAUCGCCCACCCUCUGGCCAUCAGCACCCCCAUGUCCAUGACAAUGUCCGGGCCGCUCAACAUCGCCAUGAGGUCCAUGGAGAGUAUGUCUUUUCUGUCCCAAGUCCUGCCUUCGUCCCCACCCUGGUAA
This is a messenger RNA of Coregonus sp. 'balchen', 16615 nucleotides long. The record is from the annotation of a GenBank genome assembly. Lineage: Eukaryota; Metazoa; Chordata; Actinopteri; Salmoniformes; Salmonidae.